Molecule: messenger RNA, 775 nt
Organism: Condylura cristata (star-nosed mole)
Lineage: Eukaryota; Metazoa; Chordata; Mammalia; Eulipotyphla; Talpidae
Gene: LRMDA
Product: chromosome unknown open reading frame, human C10orf11
Exons: 7
Coding region: 56-736 (226 amino acids)
Biological process (GO): melanocyte differentiation
Molecular function (GO): protein binding
Source: RefSeq, a predicted model, not a curated record
UCGCCAAGCGCUCUGUGCUCUGCUCAUUGGUGAGUGCAGCUUCUGUCAGGUAGCCAUGGCCGGAGUCGUGGUCAGUGGAACUCAAGUGUCCUACAUAGGCCAAGACUGCAGAGAAAUUCCAGAGCACCUGGGCAGAGACUGUGGCCAUUUUGCAAAGAGGCUGGAUCUGAGCUUUAACCUUCUGAGGUCACUGGAAGGACUGAGCGCUUUCGGGAGCCUGGAGGAACUCAUCUUGGACAACAAUCUGCUGGGGAACGACCUCGUGUUGCCAGGGCUACCCAGGCUCCAUACCUUAACCCUCAACAAGAACCAAAUCACUGACUUGGAGUGUCUGCUUGAUCACCUGGCAGAAGUGACCCCAGCUCUGGAGUACCUCAGCCUUCUGGGUAAUGUGGCAUGUCCCAAUGAGCUAGUCAACUUGGAAAAGGAUGAGGAAGACUAUAAGAGGUACAGAUACUUUGUUCUUCACAAGCUGCCCAACUUGAAGUUUCUAGAUGCUCGGAAAGUAACCAGACAAGAGCGGGAGGAGGCUUUGCUCAGAGGGGCAUUCAUGAAAGUGGUGAAGCCCACAGAUUCCAGUGACAGUGUUGCUGCCUCUCCAGAGCACCACUAUACACCCCUGCCUUCUGCUUCCAGAGAGCUCACCAGCCACAGAGGUGUCCUCGGGAAGUGUCAAUACAUUUAUUACGGCAAAAACUCCGAAGGGAACAGGUUUAUCCGAGAUGACCAGCUCUGACACCAAAUUGGGGAGGCCUUCACCUGUGUGCCGCCAUGC